Dacryopinax primogenitus is the source of this 608-nucleotide messenger RNA. RefSeq lists its product as uncharacterized. NCBI's taxonomy places the organism in Eukaryota, Fungi, Basidiomycota, Dacrymycetes, Dacrymycetales, Dacrymycetaceae. The record is from RefSeq and is a predicted model, not a curated record. The transcript is spliced from 3 exons. The coding region runs from base 8 to 493 and encodes 161 amino acids.
AUUCGAAAUGCUUGCUCUGACCGCCAUACUUGCCGCUCUCAUCAUCGUGGUCUCCGCCGCUCCUCACGGUCCUACACGGACGGUGGAGAAACGCGAACCGCAUCCGGCUGUCAUCACGCUUCCUACUCCUGGGACCGAGAUUUGGGCACCGUGGGACUCAGAUAUAUCUUCGACGCCCGGUUACUUCCAGUUUCCAUUGAUUAUGGUCGACGGUGAAACUAUGUCGACUUACGCUAGAGUGGCCUUGACAAACAGUUCCGGUACUUACCCCAUUGGGGAGGAGAUCCACGUGUACGAUAGCUGGACGUUUGAGGCUAUCGUUGCUUCGAGUUUAUCUGUCGUGGCUCCCGGAGCCUAUGUACUUGAUGUGCAAGAGCAAGAUUCUUCCGACGACGGAUGGUACACGGCGGUGUCGACCAAUGUCACGGUCUACUCUGAGAUGUGUGGGACGGAUCCGACUUGUUGCUGGUCGUGCUGUCCCAUCUGCCCAUGAGGCACUUCAUCCCCAUCUUGCUAGCUUCUCCAUAUUUAUUCUAGUGCUCUCCCGGAUAAUUCGCGAAUGAGAGUACUAUUAUGUUUUGUUCUGUAACGAAACAUGUUCAAGUUCC